CUGGGCAAAUCCAGCCGUGUUGGUUCAGAGUCAAGGUAAUAAAUUAGUACGUGUAGAGAUCAAUAAUGAAAUUAGUGAGAAACCUCAGUGGAAAAUAGCGAGGCAUCACGAGGCUAGCGAGAGUUUACUGAGAAAGCGCAAAUCGCUGCGAAAUAGGGACAUCACCAGACUCUCCAGAUCGUUGCCAUGCUGCCAAAGACACACUCGCCAACCAUACCGUAGAACGUAUAGCUUGUAUUUGUAUACCAUUUUCUCACGCUCUUCUCCACUGCCUCAUCUUGUUGUUGAAUUAGACAAGAAAAGCAGCUGAUGUCAAUCUCCCGUAAACUUUUUCUCAGUACGAGUGACGCAUCGGUAUUUUUCACUGGGACGUGCUCCUCGCCUUGUCUAUGACUCUGAACCUCUGUUACAUCCACACCGCAGUACACACUACCGGCAUGCCGAUCCAAAAUUACAUUUCCCAUAUAAAGAACCAACAUCCGCUCAUCGGCACGAUGGAUUUUUCAGUCUUGCUUUUUUGGUUUAACGGAACAACAAUUGUUCGUUCAUUACUAGCAACUUCAUUCUUGAGUCUCGUUAGUUCUUACCAGCUUUCAUAGCUAUUCUUCUACUGCUUCUGUUUCUGCUUCAACUAUGUGUGACGUCGUCUUAGGCUCCCAAUGGGGAGACGAAGGUAAGGGUAAGUUGGUGGACUUGUUGUGUGACGACAUCGACGUCUGUGCCAGAUGCCAGGGUGGAAACAAUGCUGGUCAUACCAUCGUGGUCGGAGACGUCAAGUACGACUUCCACAUGUUGCCAUCCGGAUUGGUCAAUCCCAACUGCUUGAACCUCGUAGGUUCUGGAGUAGUCGUUCACGUUCCAUCCUUCUUUCAAGAGUUGGAAAAUUUGGAAAAGAAAGGUUUAAACUGCCGUGAUCGUUUGUUUCUUUCUUCCAGAGCCCAUCUUGUGUUUGACUUCCAUCAGAGAACCGAUAAGUUGAAGGAGGCCGAAUUGUCGGAAAACAAGAAGGCUAUCGGUACUACUGGUAAGGGUAUUGGUCCUACGUAUUCUACCAAGGCUUCUAGAUCAGGAAUCAGAGUCCACCACUUGGUCAGCGAAGAUCCUGAAGCAUGGGAAGAGUUCAAGACAAGAUACCAUCGUUUAGUCAACUCCAGAAAACAGAGAUACGGUGAGUUUGACUAUGACGUUGAAGAGGAGUUGGCCAGAUACGAGAAGUACAGAGAAUUGUUACGCCCAUUUGUAGUGGAUUCCAUCGAAUUCAUGCACACGGCUCUUGUCCAGAACAAGAGAAUCUUGGUGGAAGGUGCCAACGCCUUGAUGUUGGAUAUCGACUUUGGUACCUACCCAUACGUUACUUCCUCUUCUACCGGUAUUGGUGGUGUCUUGACUGGUUUAGGAAUUCCUCCAAAGACCAUCAAUAACAUCUACGGUGUCGUGAAGGCUUAUACGACCAGAGUUGGUGAAGGUCCCUUCCCAACUGAACAGUUGAACGAGUUUGGUGAAGCCUUGCAGACCAUUGGUGCUGAAUACGGUGUGACAACUGGCAGAAAGAGAAGAUGCGGCUGGUUGGAUUUGGUCGUGUUGAAGUACUCCACUUUGAUCAACGGCUACACUUCGUUGAACAUCACCAAGUUGGAUGUCUUGGAUUCCUUCAAGGAGAUACAAGUCGGAGUCGGCUACAAGCUCAACGGCAAGAGCUUGGCUUCCUUCCCAGAAGACCUUAUCAAGUUGGGUAAGGUUGAAGUCGAGUACAAGACUUUGCCAGGCUGGGAAACUGACAUCACCAAGAUCAAGACCUACGAUGAAUUGCCCGAGAACGCCAAGAGCUACUUGAAGUUCAUCGAGGACUACUUGGGAGUUCCAGUGCAAUGGGUUGGUACCGGUCCAGCUCGUGACUCCAUGUUGGAGAAACCAAUCUCCAAGUAGAUAAAAUUAGAAAAAUAGUAUUCAAUUCAUUUUAGCUAGAAUUAGAAUUCUUGUACGUUAGAUAAAGAUAUUUG
This is a messenger RNA of Scheffersomyces stipitis CBS 6054, 2000 nucleotides long. It is a transcript of the gene ADE12, whose product is annotated as adenylosuccinate synthase. Bases 634 to 1926 code for a protein of 430 amino acids. Lineage: Eukaryota; Fungi; Ascomycota; Pichiomycetes; Serinales; Debaryomycetaceae. The transcript has a single exon. The record is from RefSeq and is a predicted model, not a curated record. Gene Ontology annotation, cellular component: cytoplasm. Gene Ontology annotation, biological process: 'de novo' AMP biosynthetic process; IMP metabolic process. Gene Ontology annotation, molecular function: adenylosuccinate synthase activity; GTP binding.